Messenger RNA from Clunio marinus, 3262 nucleotides. The record is from the annotation of a GenBank genome assembly. Lineage: Eukaryota; Metazoa; Arthropoda; Insecta; Diptera; Chironomidae.
CAAUGUGAAGUUUAUGUUUAUUUAUAGAUGAAAGUGUAUUAAGGCAAAUUAAGGAAUAAAUAUUCUUUAAAAGAAAAAUAUUCUGAAAAAUUUUUUGAAGUGAUUAAAUAAUUGAUUAGAAUUUCUAAUCAAGGAAAAAAGAAAACAAAGAAUCAUUAAAAGCCUACACAAUGAGUAAUAUAUCUUUAAACAAUAAACGAUUGCAACGCGCAUCUGAUAACAAGAGAAGUAAACUUGAAAUUUUCUCUUAUCACGUAUCGACAUACAUUGGAAACUUCUUUUACAAAUUAGGCUUAUGUGUCGCUGAAAAUCCCUACAAAACAAUUACGUUUUCAUUUAUCUUCGUAUUGAUAAGCUGCAUAGGAUUUUUAAAUUUCUUUCAAGAACGCGAUCCACUUAAACUUUGGGUUCCUGAAAACUCUCAGUUUCUUAAAGAUACAAAAUUCAUAAUAAAUAACUUCGGUCAAGGCAUAAGAGCACAAAGCGUAUUGAUUGUCGCUGAUGAUGUUCUGAGGCCAGAAGUCAUUCAAAAACUCGCAGUUAUUAACAAAGAGUUCAAUGAAAUUGAAGUGAAGGGAGAAGACGGAAAAGAUUUCAACUUUGAGGAAAUUUGCUUCAAAAUUCCUUUAAUAGCUGCUUUCACAGUAGGCGAUAGUGAUGAUAGAAGAAGAAAACGUGAUGUGUUUGAUGACGAUUUCUUCAAAGACGACGACGAUGAUUCAGAAUCUAAAAAGAAACUUAAGAAAAUACUCGAACCACUUCUAAACAUAGACAUGAAGCAAUAUUGUGCAAUAGUCGAUAGCUUGCCAUUAGGAUGUAUGCGUGAAAGUGUUCUUGAAUUGUGGAAGACAAAUUAUGAGAAAAUUGGGAAUCUCACAAAGCAACAAAUUAUUGAAAAGUUAAACGAAACCGACAUCAGUCCGGAAACUGGACACAAUGCAAAAUUUUUAUCACUUUUGGGUGGAACUGAAACAAACAGCAGUGGCUACAUCACAUCAGCAAAAUCUCUUUUGACUUCGUGGAUGCUUCAUUUAAACUUUUCCGAUGUUGAUUCAACAAAAUUGGGUAACAUUGCGGGAACUGAAGAUUGGGCUUCAUACAACUCUCUGGCAUUUGAAGCGAAGUAUCUUGAAAUUAUGCAGCGACUUCAGAAGGAUCUCGAAACUGAUGAUAUUAAAAUUUAUUACUCAGCUGGUCGAAGUUUUGGCGACAUUUCAUCAAAAACUCUCUUCCAAGACAUGGAUAAAAUUUUUCUCGGAGCUUUUCUCAUGAUGAUUUACAUGAUUUUUGUUUUAUCGCGAUUCAGUUGGACGGAAAUUCGCUUCACAUUAACAUCAGCUGGAUUAUUGAACGUCGGAAUGGCUUAUGUGAGUGGCUGUGGCAUAUCAUCAGUCUUUCUUUUCUACAGUCCCGUUCAUACAUCACUUUUCUUCAUUAUUUUGGGAUUGGGCGUUGAUGACAUCUUUGUGAUAAUGGCAGCGAUGAGAAAAGUUAAAAGUGAAUCACCCGAAAUGAAACUAACAGAGAGAAUUGGAAAAACUUUAGAGAAAGCUGGUGCAUCCAUUACAAUAACAAGUUUAACUGACAUCAUCGCUUUUCUCGUUGGUGGAACGACUGUUUUGCCAAGUUUGAAAUCGUUUUGCAUUUUUGCCGCUCUCAGCAUUCUCAUGACUUACGUUUAUGUCGUGACAUUCUUUGUCGCUGUUUUGACGUUAGAUGAGAAGAGACUUGCCAGGAAUAGAAAUGGAAUUGUGCCAUGCAUCAGUAAUAAAGAAGCGAAAAUUUGGUGCGAACCUAAAUUAAUGCCACGAUUCAUCCACUUUUUGUAUUCAAAGUUUAUUCUGAAGAAAGUUGGGAAAGUGAUCGUCAUUGUUGCUGCCAUUUGUCUCUCAGCAUUUAGCAUCGAUCGAGUGCUUCAAAUGAAGCAAAAAUUUGAUCCAAUUUGGUUUAUUCCAUCUUCAUCUUAUUUCUUUCAAUAUGACAUGGCACAUCGUCACUUUUAUCCCAAUCGUGGAUUCUCAGCUGGCGUCUACAUGGGACAACUCAACUAUACAUCCGAACUACCGAAAAUUAUUGCAAUGUCAAAUGAGAUUGAGAAUCAAACACAAAUUCUAGAUCAGUUCUCAUCAUGGACGGAAACUUUUCGAGAAUAUGUUGAAGAAUUUUACAAAAUUGACAUCACAAAGGAAAUUUUGACAGACGCACAAUUCAAAUUAUAUAUCUCAAAGUUUUUGUUUAGUUCAUUUGGAGGUCAGUUUCAAGCAAAUUUUAACUUUGACAAGGCUUUGGUGUGCGGUCAACCAGCUGGGGAAAUUAAAAUCUCAUCAAUAACUUUUAACUUCCACAAGUUUGACAACCGCGAGGAAUAUUUGCCAGCAAAAAGACUUAUUGAAAACAUUAUCAGAAAAGCAAACAUCACAACGGAACCGGAAAAUAUUUUUCUUUGGGGUAAAAUCUUCGGCACUUGGAUUACCGAUGAGAUAAUUGACGAAGAAAUAUUCAGAAAUAUUUCACUCGCUUUAGUUGGAGUUUUUGUUUGUACAACAAUUAUGAUUGUAAAUCUUCAGGUCUGCGCUUACAUUUUCUUCUGCGUUCUUUUGAGUUUGGUUUCUGUUGGAGGUUUUAUGCAAAUGUGGGGAUUAAGUCUUGAUCUAAUCACAUGUAUUUCACUUCAAUUGUCUGUUGGACUAUGCAUUGAUUGCGCAGCUCACAUUGGCCAUACAUUCUUAACGAUCUCAGAAGGAGAUGGAAAUCAUCGAGCAUUGAAAACAGUUGAGAUAAUCGGUGCUGCUGUGUGGCAAGGAGGUGGAUCGACAUUGCUUGCUGUAUCUCUUUUGUCAUUCUCUGAUGCUUACACGUUUAGAACAUUUUUCAAAGUAUUCACGAUUGUCGUGAUUUUUGCAUUGUUUUAUGGGACAUUUUUAUUACCAGUUAUAUUAAGUAUUUUCAGUCCUAAACCGUACGAUAUUAAAAAUACUAAUAGAGGCUUUAGCGGGAAAGAAACGGAACUAUGUGACAUAUCGAGAGUUGAAGAACACGAGUUUUUGAAAGCAAAAAACGGGGAAAUGUUGAACUGUGAUAUUAACGAAAAUGAUAAACUUAAUGGCAAUCCAAAAUAAGUAGAAAAAUAACAAAUUAAUUAAUUAUUUAGAUACAAUUGUAAUCUUAAUUAGUACAAUAGAAAAAUAUUUGCACAAAUACAGACAAAUAAACUUUUUUUCUUCGUGUUAUAAGAAAUGAAACCGUUUGAAGUAUUUCACUG